CAGGGUGAGUUCCCUCCCUCUCCUUCAAGUAGCAGCUACAGGAAAGAAGGAUAUAUUUGGUGAAAUGAGCAGCCCGGAGAGCAACUGCCAAUUUGCAGCUGGGGAGAGACAGAGUGAGAGAGAAAUUGAGACAGGACUGGGACACAGAAAGAAGGAAUAAACCAUCAUUCUGAACAAUCAGAAUCACAGGGAGAAAUUUCUACAGGACUUUUCCCCCACAAUUUUUACCUAUUUUUGAGCCUUUUUUUUUAACCCAGUGAGCCAAGAGCAGAUAUUUAGACUUCUGCAUGUUAUCAUGAUUUAUCUGUGAAAGGACACAACUUUUAUUUUUAAGAAUUAAUGCUCAGCAGAAGUGUGAGGCGGCUGCCAACGAGUAGUGUUUUGUGGAGACACUUCAUCAGAUUCUGAAUUUUAUCCUAAAGGUUGCAUCAAGUCAAGCAGAAGACAUCAGGUUGUCGGCUUACAGUAACAGAGGAGAAUGACUACUGAUCAUCAGAGUUUCCGUUUCCUAUUGUCCACCUAAUGGGUCCACUCAUUGAUCAUCAUUACCAAGGAAGGUCUAAACCGAUGGGGCUUUUUGCUGGCAGAUGUGGGCUCAGAUGUCACCCUGAUCCCUUUAAUGUUACAGACUUCAUAGUUGAGUGAUUUUUAAUUAUACUGUUUGGACUUUUGAAGAAAUUGAUGGGAGAACAUUUGCUUUCACCUUCUCACCUACUUGUCAUGUGUAAAAAGUCCUGGCGGAGUUAAGUAGAUUGAUGCUUUAUCUUGACCCUUUUUGUCUUGGCAAGUGCUUAUCUACACUGAAGGAUCACUUUCCACUUGUUUUAUUCCUCUCAGCAUCUUCUUGAAGGUACUUGGAGCUUUCCACAGUUUAACUUUGUAAACUCUGAAGGAUAUAUUCACCAGGCAUAAUGAGGUGUUGGGUAUGGCUCCUGGUGGCCACACUACUGUGCCAGCAACUUGCAAUUUUCCCGGUCCUGGCAGCUAAAAAAGAACGUAAAAGGGGAAAAGAUCUACAUCAGUUCAUUGAUCCUUUUAAUGUUACACUGUCCAACAGUGAGGAGGUACAUGAACUUGACAAGCUUCCUGAUUCUCCUGGUCCUGAAAAGCCAGAUCCUGCAACAACUUGGGUUACAUUCAGAGACCGAAUUGAUGAUGGUGUAUACCCAAAAAAGAAAUGUAAAUCUAAUAAGAAUUCUAGACUAUCGGGGCCACAAGGCCCACCAGGGCCACAAGGACCUCCUGGACCUCCAGGAAUGCCAGGAGCUGAGGUCACACAUGAAGUUUUAUUGCAGGAGUUCAAACAGAUGCUCAGAGAAGCCACAGAGCGUCGAUCAACAUCUGGAGAUAGUGCUGAUCACUCCAGUGAACCUCCACCCCCAAUGCUCCCAAUUAAGGACCUCUAUCCAUACAGGCGAAUAGAUGAAGCUUUUCAUUGCCGACUGAAGGGUUCGAUAAUGGUGGACAAAAGGACAUUGGCAGAACUUCAAAAUUUUCAGCUGCCAGCGGCUAAAGGCGCCUUCCUGCGUGGUUCUGGAAUGAACCUGCCGACGGGUCGGUUUACAGCUACUAUUCCUGGAAUUUACCAGUUUUCUGCUCAUGUUCAUAUAGAUCACAGUGAGAUGAAGAACAAAGGACAGUUACGUCCACGGGACAGUAUCCGCGUCCUGAUAUGUAUUGAGUCCCUCUGUCACGGAUAUACGUCCCUAGAAGUCAUUGCUGGAUUGGAAAGUAACAGCAGAAUAUUCACUGUACAUGUCCAGGGAUUGCUGCAGUUACAGAGUGGGCAAUAUACGUCUAUAUUUAUCGACAAUGGUGCAGGGGCACCAAUCACCGUCCAAAAUGGCUCAGAUUUUAUGGGCAUUUUCAUGGGGCUGUAGAUAAGAUCCAAGGAGAGGCAUCCAACUCCAGAUCAUCCUUAACCCUCCGAUGUACACAUUCACUCUGCAAUGGAAGAAGCUUUCACAAUAGCUGUUACCUGGGACCAUCUCUUGUGUUACUGCUUAGUAACUGCUGCAAUGCAAGAAGGAAACUUACUGACCCCCCCCACUGCUUGGUACAUCUCCUUCUGAGCCUUACAUUGCCAUAGAGGCCAGCCAUAUAGCUCUGUAAUGCAACAUAUAGUAGGCCCCCGCUGUCAGGGGAAGGGUUAAUAUUUACAUGUCGGACUAUGUAAAAACUAGUAACAUUUAGGAGUCCUUUUCGUCAUUGUUUGUUGGUGUUCGGUACAUGUUAUAAGAAGACGGGGGCAUGAAGAAACAUACAGGAGGAAUGUCUAGAAUGGACUAAGUCAAUGGACACUAUGCAAAGAUAUUGAUGGCUGAUUUAAAAGGGAUCCACAGGAGGGUGCUGCUGAUGUGCAAUGUUGCGGGACUGGCGGCAUUCUUUGCGUCACAUGACAUAAUCGGAUAAGGACUUGUCUCCAAUCAUAAGCAAUGACACUUGUAUUGAUUUCUACAUUAUAAAAUAUUGCUUAAAUGCCUGUAAUUUAAUAAAGAAAACAGUCACAUUA
Bufo gargarizans (Asiatic toad) is the source of this 2512-nucleotide messenger RNA. RefSeq names its product C1q and TNF related 12 (gene C1QTNF12). The coding region runs from base 912 to 1880 and encodes 322 amino acids. Gene Ontology annotation, biological process: positive regulation of D-glucose import across plasma membrane; negative regulation of gluconeogenesis; positive regulation of insulin receptor signaling pathway. The record is from RefSeq and is a predicted model, not a curated record. Gene Ontology annotation, molecular function: hormone activity. Lineage: Eukaryota; Metazoa; Chordata; Amphibia; Anura; Bufonidae. The transcript has 8 exons.